AUGGAAGCAUGCUCAAGUACUCCAGAAGGUCCAUUAUCACGGGAGGAAAUAAAGGAGUUGCGUAAAAUUCGAAAUAAACUUAAACGAACAAUAAAAAGGACCCAAAACGCCCCAAAACCCCAAUCUGCAACAGAGAAAUCAUCUGAAAUUGCAACAAAAGGGCAUGUUGCAGUUGUUGCAAGGGACGUUUUUGAACAAAUAAACAAUCAGUCAAGUAUAACAUCAUUCAGCAGUAAUAAACAACGAAAACGUCAACAAUUAGCAGUGAAUUUAGUUGAAUUGCAAGCUCAACAAAGUUUCCACAAUUCUGUUUUGAGUGCUCAUGCAGAACAUUGCAAAACUAGUAGUAAAAUUAAUGCAGUUCCUAAUAAAUUAGAUAAAACUCAGCCAGUUAUAACAAAAGGAAAGCAUUCUGAGAAACCUAAAGGUAAAAAAUUGACUGCUUUAAAAAAAGCUAUUGUUAAAGCUGAAAACAUUGAAUGCCAGUCUGAAGCAGACAUCAAAGAGAUUAAUUAUGUUGAUAAUGUUGUAACACCACAUUUGGAAUGUUUAACUAGUGAUUUUAUGAAGAAAGUUGUUGAAUUGCAAGAAAAAUAUUACCAGAAAAAUUCUAAUAAAGUAGCAAUCAAGAAAAGAUAUAUUGUUGGCUUGCAUCAGCUUAAAAAGUACAUUAUCUUAAAGAAAAUACAUUUGUUUGUUAUUGCUACUGAUGUAAAACUGCGCUAUGAAGAUCCUUUGCAUUUAUUAAUUAGGGAUUUAACUAGUUUAGCAACUGAAAAUGGAAUAUGCUCUGUUUUUGCAUUGAAACGGCGACAAAUCGGACGCAUAACAUUGAAGCAUCUUCCAGUCACUUGUUUUGGUGUUUUAAAUAUUGAUGGACUAAAUGAUGAAUUCAAAAUAUUAGUGGAAGAAAUUGCCAAAUGUAAAAAAGACUUUAUAGACUUACAAACUGAAAGAUUAGAUGGCGAAGACAACGAAGUUUAUAAUAAUUUAUUAGGAAAUAUUAAAUCACUGCUUGUUCAUUAAUUCUUUAUUGAAUUUUACUACAAAUUGUGUGAUUUUGUGCUUUUUCAAACCAGACGUUUUCAACUCCAAGUGCAGGUUUGAAA
This is a messenger RNA of Dalotia coriaria, 1109 nucleotides long. RefSeq names its product SECIS-binding protein 2 (gene Sbp2). Bases 1 to 1026 code for a protein of 341 amino acids. The transcript is spliced from 2 exons. The record is from RefSeq and is a predicted model, not a curated record. Lineage: Eukaryota; Metazoa; Arthropoda; Insecta; Coleoptera; Staphylinidae. Gene Ontology annotation, molecular function: mRNA 3'-UTR binding; ribonucleoprotein complex binding; selenocysteine insertion sequence binding. Gene Ontology annotation, cellular component: ribonucleoprotein complex. Gene Ontology annotation, biological process: selenocysteine incorporation.